UAAAUUUAUUUGCCAAAAAAAAUAACCGAUCAGUACUAAAAUGACAAAAUCACAAAAUUUGUUUAUUAGAUUUUUAAUCAUUUUGAUUUAAUAUAACAAUGCUUAUUUUAGCCAGGAGACGUUUAAAAAACGAGUUGUAAAUCCAAUAAACGAAUAAAUUUCAAUCGUUGUUUUGUUUUCAAUUUUUCUUAAUGUUGGUAAUCUUAAGAAUGGCAAAAAGUAUGCGUUGCUUAGUAACCGUCUUAUCAAAACUUUUGCGUUGCAUAGCAGCGGGUAUAAUUAUUGGCGCGAAUUUCGAAAUUAAAACUUCUCCGGGGCAAUUUAAUUGUGCGGUUUGGAUCUUUGUUUUUGGCAAAAAGUGUGAAAAACGGCGGGUCAUAAAUUAGAAAUUUCGCGUUCAGCUGCGUAUUCCGGUAAAAAGAAUUAAAAUGUGUAAUUUAUCCAAUGUCCGAGAAAGCGCAUAUUCGAAUUUAUCCGAGUAGCGAACCCCCGGUUUAUCGCCGCUUUUCAUUCAGUAGUAUUCAAGCAGUCGAGUUUCAGGGAGCGACUCAUGCCCUUUUCAGGCGCGUAUUUCGUGUAAUUUGAAAGAACGAAAAAUGUCAUCGAACAAAAUGCUGAAAAUCGAGUGAGGAGACAAAAUGCGGCGUCGUUUGUUCAUUUUUUUCCUCGUGGUGGUAGUUUAUCUAGGGGAAAUUUGUGUGGCUAUUCUCAAUUCAGGUCCGAGUUACCGAAACGGUGAAAUUUUGCCCAGAUUCACCUCCCAGCCCAACACGUUCAGCGCCGUUAUCGGCGAUACCAUCGUACUACCAUGCGAGGUGCAAAAUCUGGGUUCCUUCGUUAUCGUGUGGAAACGAGGCAUCACCCUUUUAACAGCCGGUCAACAAAAAAUCACAGCCGAUCCCAGAAUAUCGCUAGUGGGAUACAAUCUGGAAGUGAGGGAGAUCAGAUACUCGGACCAGGGGGACUACACCUGCCAAAUAGGCGACGGCUCGCAUGGGGACCUCAUACACACCGUCGAGAUCCUCAUGCCCCCCAGUAUCCAGAUUUUCCCCAACAGUGGCGAUGUUUUGACCAGUCGGAAGGGGGCGACGGUGUCGUUCGAAUGCCGGGCGAGUGGGAAUCCCACACCGGUGGUUCAGUGGUCAAAAAAAGAAGGUCUUUUACCAUCUGGGUUACAAGUGCAAACAGGGUAUCUCUUAUCACUAACCAACGUCCAACGCGAAGAUGCGGGCGCUUAUCAGUGCACGGCCUCCAACGGGAUCGGACAAGCCGUCACCGGAGAAAUCAAACUCCACGUCCUUUUUCCGCCGGAAAUCACCGUCGCUAAAUCGUGGGUAAACUCCGGUGAGGGUCUGGAGGCCCGAUUGGACUGUGUCGUGCAUGCGGAUCCUCCCGGAGAGGUUUCUUGGUAUCAAAAUUCGUUUCCUUUGCAACAAACCGAUCGAAGAAUUAUGUCAACUAAAGGGAAAAUCUAUUCGUUGAAUAUAAAAAAUGUCCAAUUUUCCGAUUUCGGAAAUUACAGUUGCACUGUGCACAAUUCGAUCGGAAAGGACCGGAAGUAUAUCGAAUUGACCGGAAAACCCGGACCGGCACGUAUUAUAAGUCCGGCUUAUUCAAACCCGGAGUAUUACGAUUUGAGAUGGGUGGUUCAGUCAGUGUUGCCAAUUAUCGAAGUUAAAAUCCUCUAUCGACGAAUCAAUGCAACGAGUUUUUAUGACCACAAAGGUCAAUGGCACGAUUUAGUUAUAAAACCGGAGCAGAAGUACGAUUCGAAAACUAGUGAGAGGUUUCAGAGUUUUCGCAUAACGAAUCUAGUACCAGAUUCGUUGUAUGAAUGCUUGAUUUUGACCAAAAACCAGCAUGGGUACAGCGAUGUCUCUGAUGUCCAUCAAUGGUUCAGCUUAGACAAAGGACGACCAUUUGUGGGUUCAACAGGACAAAUCAAAAGUUUGGGAAUUGCAGUCAUAUUUUUGCAAACCAUCAUUUUAUUAUUGUAGAUAGUUACGUACUGUUUUUAUAUUGUACAAAAUUUCUUCGAAUAAAAGUUACAAAUAAA
Messenger RNA from Tribolium madens (black flour beetle), 2056 nucleotides. Its product is annotated as limbic system-associated membrane protein-like. Gene Ontology annotation, biological process: synapse organization; homophilic cell-cell adhesion. The record is from RefSeq and is a predicted model, not a curated record. Bases 639 to 1997 code for a protein of 452 amino acids. Gene Ontology annotation, cellular component: neuronal cell body; axon; plasma membrane. NCBI's taxonomy places the organism in Eukaryota, Metazoa, Arthropoda, Insecta, Coleoptera, Tenebrionidae. The transcript has 8 exons. Gene Ontology annotation, molecular function: protein binding; axon guidance receptor activity.